This is a messenger RNA of Penicillium odoratum, 516 nucleotides long. Its product is annotated as TMEM14 family protein. The coding region runs from base 1 to 516 and encodes 171 amino acids. NCBI's taxonomy places the organism in Eukaryota, Fungi, Ascomycota, Eurotiomycetes, Eurotiales, Aspergillaceae. Gene Ontology annotation, cellular component: membrane. The transcript is spliced from 2 exons. The record is from RefSeq and is a predicted model, not a curated record.
AUGGCUGACGAAAGUCCUAUUCAAGUACAUACUACAAUAGGUUCUCUUUUCGCAGUGACUGCGACGAUUGAGUACGCGCGUACAGGCCGUCCCAACCCAUUAGGUCCAAAUUACUCAACAAAUACGGCAUUGGGCCUGUCAUUUUUGGCGUUUGUUGCAGGCAUAUGGAAUUUCGCCCGCAAAGGCUCGGCUGCUUCUGUAGCGACCGGCCUCGCUUUCUGUGCUCUCUACCUCAUCAGCUUUAUAUGUCUGCAAACAGAUCAAUGGUAUGGGAACGAAAUCGCCUUACUGGCCUCUAUCUUCAUGGGGGUUAGUUUCCAGCCAUGGGUUAUCAAGGUAGUGGGACGACCUCUUCCUAGGGAAUCUUGUCUGCUUGGCAUUUACGGGACUGCCACGUUCGCGAAUGCCAUUCAUUUCUGGCUAGGGUUGGCUCUGUCGCUGUCUUUCGCAAUAUUGGCGGCUAGUAAUGACGCUGUUCGAUACUUCAAGCUUCAAAGGAAUGAUACUGCCACUUGA